AUGUUGACUGAGCGCUGCAACCGUCGCCGAUCAGUUGACGAUCGACUCAUCCAGACUUCCUGUGUUUGCAUAUCGACUACGGUGACUAAAAAUUACUGUACCUACUACACAGCCGAACGAUGGGUACCAGGAAGGCAGCAGAAGAUUUUUGACUGUCAAAAGGUCAAUGGGGCUAUGGCAUCCUCAUCCUUCUCCUCAGUAUACUGGGGAUGUGGAAGCAAAAAGGUACACAUUCUUGGUGAAUUAGCAUUAAUUUUAGCAAUCGCCGACAUUGACGUGCAUUCUUUCCCCAGUCAUUCGGUGCAGUUCCGCAAUCCUGGUCUGCUCAGAUGGUGUCCUCAUCAAGUGUUCGUCUCAGCAACGGCUUUGAAGCGUGAGCGGCUUCCUUUAGCGGAUCUCGAAUUGCCGUCAUUGCGCAACAGCGAACGUACCUUACCGUCAGGAAUCAAGUGCAGCGCCUGUGCUGAGGUCAUCUUUCCCGGAAAGGCAUUGCUUUUCCACUCGUCAUCUCUACGUGCUCUAGCUGUUCGCGAAAUCCCGCAGUCAUUAGACGUUUUCGUUGGUUCACAAAUUGCUGGUUACCGCAAUGAUCGGAACACGGUUGACCUUACAUUGUUCUGGCUGAGCCGAACAAGCAAAAACGUCGACAUUAUCGAAGCGAGACAAUUGCAGCGCCACACUGCAUAUGGUAAGCGCACCGCUAUUCGUGCUCGGAUAAAUGGACGUGGGAAGCUGGGAGCUGGUUCGAUUUGGACACAAUUUUUUCCUAGAAUGUGUCAUCAGGGCGAAUGA
Molecule: messenger RNA, 792 nt
Organism: Cylicocyclus nassatus
Lineage: Eukaryota; Metazoa; Nematoda; Chromadorea; Rhabditida; Strongylidae
Source: the annotation of a GenBank genome assembly